Gossypium raimondii (Peruvian cotton) is the source of this 1646-nucleotide messenger RNA. RefSeq names its product probable aminotransferase TAT2. Bases 223 to 1476 code for a protein of 417 amino acids. Gene Ontology annotation, biological process: biosynthetic process; amino acid metabolic process. Gene Ontology annotation, molecular function: transaminase activity; pyridoxal phosphate binding. The transcript is spliced from 7 exons. NCBI's taxonomy places the organism in Eukaryota, Viridiplantae, Streptophyta, Magnoliopsida, Malvales, Malvaceae. The record is from RefSeq and is a predicted model, not a curated record.
GCAAAGGACCAUAUGAGUUUUAACGUGUGGUGAAGGAACUGAGCGAUUCUUCUAUUACCUAUCUUCAUCUCUAAAAUCGUGUCUCUCCCUCUCUCCCUUUAUGUGUCUCCAUCUCUCUGACUUUCUGCAAUUCCCUUAGUUCCAUUGAAGAACCCAAAACAAAGUGUUCUUUAUUUUUAUUUUUUUUAAAAAAAAGAGGGUAUUUUAAAGAUUUGAAAAACAAUGGAGAAUGGAAGUGUGAACCAUGAAAUGGAAACAGCUUCAACAAUCACAAUCAAAGGCAUCCUUAGUUUAUUAAUGCAAAAUCUUGAUGAAAACAAUUGCAAGAGGUUGAUUCCUUUGGGUAUGGGUGACCCUACCCUUUAUUCUUGUUUUCAUACUACUCAUGUUGCUGGACAAGCUGUUGUUGAAGCUCUUCAAUCUGAUAAGUUCAAUGGCUAUUCACCCACUGUUGGUCUUCCCCAAACCAGAAGGGCAAUUGCAGAAUAUCUAUCAUGUGAUCUUCCCUACAAACUAUCAUGUGAUGAUGUUUUCAUCACAUCUGGCUGCACACAGGCUAUUGAUGUUGCAUUGGCAAUGCUAGCUCGACCCGGAGCAAACGUCUUGAUUCCAAGGCCAGGGUUCCCAAUUUAUGAACUCUGUGCUACCUUUAGACGUCUAGAAAUUCGAUAUUACGAUCUUCUCCCUGAGAAUGGCUGGGAAGUUGAUCUUGAUUCUGUUGAAGCACUAGCAGAUCAGAACACUGUCGGUUUCGUAAUCAUAAACCCUGGUAAUCCUUGUGGCAAUGUGUACUCCUAUCAGCAUUUGAAAAAGAUUGCAGAAACUGCAGAGAAGCUUAAAAUUCCUGUUAUUGCUGAUGAAGUCUACGGGCACCUUGUUUUCGGGGACAAUCCAUUUGUACCAAUGGGAGUUUUUGGAUCAAUGGUUCCAGUUCUAACUCUUGGCUCUCUAUCAAAGAGAUGGAUCGUGCCUGGUUGGCGACUCGGUUGGUUUGUAAUAAAUGACCCCUCUUACAUGUUUAAGAAUCCUAAGAUUAUCGAGCGUAUCAAGAAGUAUUUUGAUAUUUUAGGAGGACCUGCAACUUUUAUCCAGGCAGCAGUUCCCCGUAUAAUCGAGCAAACUGACAACGUUUUCUUCAAGAAAACUAUCAACACACUGAAGCAGACAUCGGAUAUUUGUUGGGAUAUGAUAAAGGAAAUCCCUUGCCUUACUUGUCCCCAAAAGCCUCAGGGGUCAAUGGCUGCAAUGAUUAAACUAAAUAUUUCCAGUCUGGAAGACAUCAGCGACGACAUCGACUUCUGUUUCAGGCUAGCCAAAGAAGAAUCCGUUAUUAUUCUUCCUGGUACCGCGGUGGGGUUAAAAAAUUGGCUCCGAAUCACUUUUGCUGCAGAUCCACAGUCUCUGAAGGAAGCAUUAGGGAGGUUAAAAUCAUUCUGCAAAAGGCACACCAAGCUAAUGCUGCAGCAGCAGCAGUAGCAAUAUUAGAAAAGUUGAAGCUAUACAAACAUGGCGUCAAGCCUCAUACAGUAUACCAGCAACCCUUACUGCUGCUCCACAUCUUCGAUGCUUUUUAAUAUAUUGUAAACAACACUUAAAAGAUGUUAGAUAUGGUUCGUUUAAUGGAAAAUACAAUGUUCUUAGAUCCA